This is a messenger RNA of Oldenlandia corymbosa var. corymbosa, 4202 nucleotides long. The record is from the annotation of a GenBank genome assembly. Lineage: Eukaryota; Viridiplantae; Streptophyta; Magnoliopsida; Gentianales; Rubiaceae.
GCCAUUUAUGUUAAGAUCACAAUUUUGACACAAAAAUGGUCUGAUUUGGAUUUACUUCAUCGCGCAAAAUGAAAAGCCACGUCGUUUUUGCCUAAAAUCCUAUUUUUCUUCUUCUUCUAAAACCCUAAAACCCUCCAUUCAAAACGUCGAUCCACCCCAAAAUGCAAUUUCUCAUCGAACAAUCAACAACAUUAUUGAAAUCGAGAUCCGGCUCAAACUUCAAAUGCCUAGUCAAUGGAAUCCACCUCGUUUCUCGAAGAUCCAUGUCCCAGUCCACCUCCAUUCCCAGAAAGCAGCAACGAGUCCGCGACCAUGGCUUCGACGAUUACAUGGAAGUGGAGAAGAAAAUACGCAAAGUUCUGAAAUUCCAGGACCUCAUUCUUUCACAGCCUAGUUCAAUUCUUUCCAUUUCUCGGCUAGACAUGAUGUCCCGCCGAUUGGGUUUCAAACAGUUCGAAGCGGGUCGGUUCAUCCUUAAAUUCCCUCAUGUUUUUGAAGUCUUUGAACACCCUGUUCAAAGAAUCCUGUAUUGUAGGCUUUCUCGCAAAUCCCAGAUUCAAAUUCAGCAAGAGAAUCAAGCCCUUCUGGAGCAGCUGCCCGAAGCCGUAAUUCGACUCCGCAAGCUCUUAAUGCUCUCCAAUACGGGUCGUCUGCGGUUAGAACAUGUCCGGAUUGCCCGAAGUGAGUUUGGUUUACCUGAUGAUUUUGAAGUUUCUAUUGUCCUCAAGUACCCUCAGUUCUUUAGAUUGUUUGAUGCUGAAGAGGCUCGGAAUAAGUAUAUCGAGGUUGUGGAGAAAGACCCGGAUUUAGCUCGAUGUGCUAUUGAGACUGCUAGGGAGAAAGAGUAUAGAGAGAAAGGUGCAGAUGCAGAGAAUAUUCGUUUUGCUUUUAUUGUUAAUUUUCCUCCUGGUUUCAAGAUUGGUAAGUAUUACAAGAUUGCAGUGUGGAAGUGGCAGAGACUGCCGUAUUGGUCUCCUUAUGAAGAUGUUUCCGGUUAUGAUUUGAGGUCACUUGAAGCACAAAAGAGAAUGGAGAAGCGAGCUGUUGCUACCAUCCAUGAGUUGUUAUCUUUGACCGUUGAAAAGAAGAUAACUUUGGAGAGGAUAGCACACUUUAGGCUGGCGAUGGAUUUGCCUAGAAAGCUCAAAGAGUUUCUGCUCCAGCAUCAGGGAAUUUUUUACAUAUCAACCAGGGGGAAUCAAGGGAAAUUGCAUACUGUUUUCCUCAGAGAAGCUUAUAAGAAAGGAGAGUUGAUUCAGCCAAAUGAUUUGUAUUUAGCUAGGAGAAAGCUGGCCGAAUUAGUAUUAAUCAGCCCAAGAAAGGCUAAAGUGGACAAAGCACUGGUUUCCUAUAGAAGGGAUGGUGAGGAACAGGAAAUGGAUGGUUCAAAGAGGGACUUUCUGAAGAAUGGGUUCAACGGUUUCGCAACUAGUGACAGUGGCUAUCAUGACGAGGAACCAGAUGGAGACCUAGAUUCUGGUGUGGAACAUAAUGGUGGUAGCACUGAUUAUUCCGACCAGGAAAAUGUAGAUGCGAAUGAUGCUUUUUUGUCAGAGUAAAUUAAGUUGCUAUUCAAAGAGUGUGGAGCUUUGGAAAUUAAGAUGCUAAAGUCGAUUGCCAGACCUUUCAAACUGUUAGGCUGAAAGUAAAUCAUGGACCAUCAUUACAGGUUUUCCCGGAAGAAUGGAUGCCCUGCUUCUGGGUUGACUGAUGGUGUUGCAUAGAUGUUGCCAAAGAAAGUGGACUAGUGGAGCCUUCUUGAGUGUAUCUGAUUUUUUGAGGGGAGACUUACCAAGAGUGUUAGAUUUGUAUGGCUCACACAGAAAUUGAUAACUGCUUGUCUAUUAUGUGAGCCCAGUAUAGCUGCCUUCUUUUCAAUAUUGUGCGGCCCUCAAUAUUCUGAAGUGAUCCCUCCUAAUGUCUUUAACCAGAAAUGACAAGUAAUCCUUAUGUCAUAAUGUCCUGAUUAAUUGACUAAAGGAACGCGCAUAAAGAUUGAUUUAGAAUCUAAGUGAUGCAUUGGUCAGUUACUGUGUGUUUGAAAUCAGAGCAUCUCCGGAGCAUGUUGUGAUGGUUUUUCUCAUUUAAGAUGUAAUUAUUUUCCUUGAAAUUAUCUGAUUUCUCUCUUGAUACACUCUCUAACCUACUUUACGGUUGACAAAGUCACUGGAUCCUUGCACAAGAAAAGAGGAGAGCUGAUUUCAUGAACAUUGACUUCAUAAGGCCCUUCAAUUCAUUUAUAACUGUAAUCUUUCAUAUGUAUGCAAUGGUUUUAAUGGAAAAUUGAUGAUGCAUCCCAUUGCCUUCUGACAUGGUGUUGGCUUUCAUCUGUCAGGUAUGUCUACCUAAUUUAUUGAUACUAUAUGGUUAAAUAGUUUCCUAGAUUCACUGAAGUCAUGGAAGUGCUGAUCAGAGUUUGUGUGUCUUUUAAUGAAUGUCGGGGUCGACUUGUUCUGUACUUGACUACUUGUUAACUUGUUUGGCACUCAGAAUCUUUAGAUCCUAGUUUCUGUCUCAGUUGAAACUCACUGGGAUGCUUGUUAUAUCACAGCCUUUUCUGGUUGUCUACAAUUUACUUAAAUGCAAAUAAAUUUUGGAUACAGUUAAGUCCUGCGCUAUUCAUUAAAUUGUGCAUUAUGUCGUUGGAGCCAUGUUUGGAAUGUGUGUAAAUGACUUCAUUAUGAUUCUUAUGUGACACAUUGGUUGGGAAGAAGUAAAAUUUUAAAAAUCAUGGCACCUAAGAGUUGCAAAUGAAAAUUUCUGAUGUACCAAAGACAUCCUUAUAGUUUGUUUUCUUUGCAUAGCCUUAUUGAUUAAUUAAAAUGGCUAAAUGACUAAAUAAAAUGGCUAAAUGCUGAUUGGUUAAAAUCUAUGCGCUUCAACUUAGUUCCAUCAACUUAGAAGUGAACAAGUGAGAAAAAGAAAAGGAUAUAGAAGAUCAGCUGUUCUUGUAUCCUUGUAAAACCGGUGCAAGCAGCUCGGUGUUGGUUAAACUGGAAGUUUGUGUGUUGGUGCUCCACAAAUCGUCGACCUUGUUCUUUAGGUUUUAUUUGUGUGCAUGAUGAUUAUUUUUCUGAGAAAAAUGUUGAUCAAAUGAGUAGAGUUAGUUGUAACUUGGAACAGGCAGAUAACUUAUUUUCGAUUGAUUUAUAUCAACGGAGCCUUGUAAUCUAGUUUGUUUGGUGCGGAAUAUUGUUUUAAGUUCCGUUGAUCAGGUAAGGAGGUGAAAAAAAAAAGAAGGAAAUCUAGAUCUCACAGAUGGAAGCUCCUUCUUGAUUUCAAUUUGUGCACCUAGGUUUUUCCCUUUCCAUUUAUUCCACUGCCCAGCUUGCUAUUCGUCAUUACUGAUUUGUUCAUUGUAAAUAUCUACACAUGAGACAAACUUAGGUUUAAUAUUAUAAACUAAGUAAUCUUGAUUGUCCUCUUGUUGAAUAAUUAUUGGCCGAAGCGGUGGAGAAGUCGCGAUCAUGAUCAUCAGCACAGCUGACUUUUGGUCCUUCCAUAUUCCAUUCUUCUAGGUAGGAAUUUUUCAGGUUUUUUUUUUUUUUUAUGAUUAAUGAUCCUGACUUACGCCUCAUUCUGCCUGGGAUUUGGUGAAGCUAUUUUUUAAGCUCUUCUUAAUCUCUCCCAUAAGUACAUCUCUUUCCUCUCAAAAUGCAGUCUACUCUAAACGUCUUAGAUUACCUAUUGGUGGAAUGGAAUCUAUGAGGAUGUAGCAUCCAAAUUUAUUUAUGUGGGUAUUGGGUGGUUGGGGUUAUGUUUCUUUAAGCUAUCAACAAUUGACAGGCAACAUUUGAAAAGAUUUUGAUUUUCCAGUCCACCAUUGAUGAGGUGAGACGCAACUCCAUAUUUUUGUCCACCAACAGUAGAUGAAUCCGUAGGAGGGGAAAAUGUCAUUCAGGGAAUUUUUUAGUCUUAAGCCCUUCCAUGUAGACUAUUUAGUACCUUUUUUCCGUCUCUACGUAAGAGUCAUGUUUCUUGUAUAAGAGAGUAAGUUGUAAUUAUAUUUUUUCCGCUUUGAUAUUUUGAGGCUCUUGCUAGCUUUCCAUUUGGCUAAUCUUGUUGUUUGUUUUAAGAUGAAGAAAUAGGAAGUGUUAACGUGGUCCAGUUUAUGAAUUUGCAAAUAUCACCACCGAACCCAACUACUAUUUAACCCAACUUCUUAUAAACACACACGUUUUAGUCGUUUAGCAUCAUAAGCA